CACAGAGACAUAGAGGCACACACAGAGACACAGAGACAUAGAGACACACACAGAGACACAGAGACAUAGAGACACACACAGAGACACAGAGACACACACAGAGACACAGACACACGCUGGUGUGGCCAUGGCGAGCCCCAAGUCGCGCAGAGUCCUACAGGACGCGAGGGCAGUGGACGACAACAGCCUGUGCUUCGAAUGUGGUGCACACAGCGCGCAGUGGGCAAGCGUCACCUACGGCAUCUGGGUCUGCCUGGAGUGCUCGGGUCGGCACCGGGGCCUCGGCGUGCACCUCAGCUUUGUUCGUUCUGUAACGAUGGACAAGUGGAAAGAAAAGGAGCUGCAGAAGAUGCUUGUAGGAGGAAAUUCCAAGUUCCGCGAGUUCCUGGAAACGCAGCCGGACUUCAAUCCCAGCUGGUCCCUGCAGGACAAAUACAACAGCCGAGCUGCGGCACUCUACAGGGACAAGAUCGCUGCUCUGGCAGAAGGUCGGGAGUGGACCAUAGAAACAUCACUCGCCAGAGACUGGCUCCCCGCCCAACCCAAACUGUUCCCAUCAGCCACACUCAAAAGUCCACCGUUUAUGCAGUCAUCCCAGACAAACCCAGACAACGGCUUUGAAGAGUGGCUCAAUGAAGAUGGGACUUCCUUCCAAAACGCUGGCUGCCUGGCCUCCGCUGGGUUUGUGUGCUGCAGGGGCGCAGGCUAUGGGGGACAGGGAAGUCGCUACGUGGGCUUCGGCAGUACCACGGUGACUGAGAAGAACACAGAGGAAGCGGCAAAUAACAGUGUCUCUUCACUCCAUUCGGGCUGGAGCAGCUUUGCGGUGGGAGCCAGCAAGAUCGCUGCUGCAGCCAAAGAAGGGGCUGCCAAAUUUGGAUCGCAAGCCUCACAAAAGCUCUGGAAAAACAAGCAGCAGGGACAAGGGAUGAAAGGCUGGAAGGAAGUGACCUCCAUGUUCUCGAAUAAGCACGGAGGCCAUGAGCGUCUCUCGGGAAACGACUCUCCUCUGCUGGAGGGGUCGGCAGCUGGAGAAGGGGAAGCUGCGGUGAGCCAAGAGUUUUUUGCAAAGAAGGAAGGCCAGCGGUCUCCAAAAGCCGAGAGCUGGGUUUCAUUUGGAGCACGGUCUGUUGGAGAAGAGGGACAGACAAAACCCAAAACGAGUUCAGAGGGCUGGCAGCCUCUGCAGUGCGACUCUCCUCCAGAUAGCACCGAAGUGGAAGAAAGCUGGGAUGAAGGGGAGGAGGGGAGCGCUUCUGCAGGUGCAGGAGGAGGCAGCAAACCAGGAGGCAGUGGCAGUGGUAAGGGCAUAACCUAUGGAGUGAAAAAGUCCAACAAGAUGGGGGAUGAGUGGGGUGAUAAGGAUUGGCAGCCUAUAUAUUAAGCCUAUAUAUUCAUACUGCCCAUAUGUGUGCUGCCACGAGCGAAGUUCUAGCAUAAUAUGUUCAGUGCAUUUCUUAGGGUUGUCAGAAAUUCCAAAAUGCUGGGUACAGAACACUAAGACGUUAACCGGUAUCGUCACGCUGAUACGGAUAAAAUAAUCACUGAUCAGUGUGCUAUAGCUAUAAAAAGCUCAGUUGUAUUAUUGCUGGUAGUGCUACAUUUGUAAGAACUUGACAAAGGCUGCCUGUAAAAAGUGUAACAGUUAUUACCCCAAAAGUAAUUGCUCCACCCAACGUUUAGCUAUUGUAAGAACCAAAUGUUUUCAAUUACUUUAAUUACUUUAGAUUCUGAAAUAGAAACGUUUCCAGUUUAAUUCAAGGCAAUGAUGAGAACAUUAUUUAGUUUGCCAUUUUAUUUCUCAGUUCAGGUAAAGAAGCAAUGUUUGUCAUGAUAUAGAGAUACAGUGUUUAGUUUUAACGGUUUUCAGUGUGUUGCAGCAUUGUUGCAGGUUGAAGGCUGUACUUGUCUUGUUGUAUUUUGGGCUUUUGACCAGAUUCUGUAUGACGUGUUGCACUGGACAUGCAUCCAAGGUAAGUGUCUGGGUAUUUUUGAUGGAAGAUGGUAAAAUUGCUUGUCUCAUUGAUAGCAUAUAGCACAGCAACUCUUCAUUGAAAGCACAUUUGAUAUAAUAAUAAUAGGGUUUUUCCCCUUUUUUUGGCAACAAAACUGAAACCUUUUUAUGAGGAUUCAUGUCUGCAUUAACCACAAUACUUGCAGUCAAAAUGCAAACAAAA
Molecule: messenger RNA, 2177 nt
Organism: Petromyzon marinus (sea lamprey)
Lineage: Eukaryota; Metazoa; Chordata; Hyperoartia; Petromyzontiformes; Petromyzontidae
Biological process (GO): regulation of ARF protein signal transduction; regulation of endocytosis
Cellular component (GO): Golgi membrane
Molecular function (GO): GTPase activator activity
Source: RefSeq, a predicted model, not a curated record